Molecule: messenger RNA, 345 nt
Organism: Rodentolepis nana
Lineage: Eukaryota; Metazoa; Platyhelminthes; Cestoda; Cyclophyllidea; Hymenolepididae
Source: the annotation of a GenBank genome assembly
AUGCCACAGAAAAGGAAUUUCCAAGGAUUCUUCCGUUUUUUUCUCAUUAUAUUUGGCUAUGCGAUAUACGUAUCUGGUGUUCUUUUGCUUGGAUAUGGCUCAUUUCUCCUACACGAGGAAAUAACAGAAGGCUUAAUGGAAUCGGCUCCCUCUUUGGAGGCAUUCAUGAUCCUCAUUGGCGCCUGCCUCCUUGUUGCAGCAAUAGUUGGUUGUGUUGGAGCUUUUAGGGGAAAUCAGACUGUUAAUCUUGUGUUCUCUGUUGUUAUGUUAAUUUUGAUCCUCUCAGGGAUUAUAGUUGGAGCAGUGUUGAUUCAAUCCUCCAAAGAAGUAUUUGAUCUUCAAUAG